AUGAAACGUUUGUUCUUGUCCGAUUUUCCACCACCAAACGGUUCAACUACGAAACACAUAAUCAACUAUUGGCUUGUCAAUGGCGGUGGUGGUUCUCAGUUUGGAAUGGAGACAUUUGGAGUAUCAAUGUUGAAACAAAUCAUUUUAAACAAUUACCAUAAUAAAUAUCCUCAGACACAUCCAGUAAUGUACCUGUUUCAAUACAGAGGAGCGGGAAUGAGUAUACCAUCGAUUCAUUGUUACACAGCGACAAACUGGAUCGAUUGUGCAAAAGAAUUGAUUCGAACAACAGUACCCUCAUCAACAAAUGAAUCAUUAAAAAUAAUAAAUGCAAUGACAAAUCAAAAUAUUGCACAAGAUUUACAGUAUCAAAUUCAGUAUUCGAUCAAUCAGUCGCAACCGACAUCUCAAACAUCAACCUAUAUCUACGGAUUGAGUCAAGGAACUGGUAUCAUUGAAUAUUAUCUAUCGAUCCAAACAAUCAAUUCCCAGUUACAACAGAUCAAUGGAGUCAUUCUCGACGGGAUAAUGUCGAUAAGAGAUUCGGAUGCAUUUCAAAAUCAAAUGAAAUCAAUAAAUGAUCGAUUCUACUUGUAUCUAUCGAAAUGUCAAGAUGAUAUUUUAUGUUCGAAAGCAUUCAGUCUUGUCACUGGCACUGAUCAGGAUAUCAUAAGUGUAGCGUUAACAUUCCAAAUGCUUUUUUUGACCAACACGACAAACGCUCUCUGCACAACCAACUUGGGAUUGAAUAGCUGGGAUCUAUUUACUCUUAUUGGAAACCAAGGAAUUGAAAAUAUCAUCGUUCGUCCAAUAACUGCAAUUCUCAUUGCUCGUAUAUAUCGUUGUUCCGCUGAAGAUCAACGAGUUUUGUCUCGAGCACUACCGAUCAUUAUUGCCUUAGUUGAACAAUCAUCAUCCACGCAUUUGAUCGAUCCUCCUGAAGAUUAUCCAAAUGAUGGAAGUGUUUUAAGUAUAACAACAAUCUGGAGCGAUUUUGUUGGUUUUACUUUGGAUCAGAACUUUAAAACUAAUUCUAGUUUUUAUAAUGACUUUUGUAUCAGCAGUAAGGUCCUCAAUGAAUUUUAUCUGGCACCGACCGGUCCUAUGCCACUCUGUGGUGAAACGCAAUUGUCAAUAUACAAUUAUACCAUGCCAUCCGUAUUCAAAGACAUUUUGUACGCAAAAAGUCCACGUUACUGGGGAAAAUUCCAAGUUAAUCCAAAUAUAUUUCGAUCUCAAGAAGGUGGGGCAUUAUUAUUGAACGGAGAUUUAGAUUAUAAUUCGCCAAUGUCGAGUGCGCAACAAGUUCAAAAACUGUUUGUAUCAGAACAAAUUCAAACAAAAUUUGUCGCAAUGAAGGGUUUAACUCAUGUCACUGGUAUUCAAUCUUACACGAAGGAGGGUGGAUUUCAAUCAACAACAUGUACAAAUCAGAUUAUUGUUCAAUUUUUGUAUCAACAGGAAUUAAAUUUAAAUUUGUCAAACAUCGAUUGCACAUGCAGUCUGAAAGAAAAUUUGAUUGGAAUCGAUUGGUUUUAUUCAAAUCCAACCGUGAAUCAAACAUUGUAUAGUGUGUUUGGUAACUCAACAACAGAUUACUGGGGAGUAAAUAUGACAAUGACACAAUUAGAAGAAACGGUAUAA
Messenger RNA from Didymodactylos carnosus, 1644 nucleotides. The record is from the annotation of a GenBank genome assembly. Lineage: Eukaryota; Metazoa; Rotifera; Eurotatoria; Philodinida; Philodinidae.